GGAAGCUUCUUCGAAUCUUCGGUGCAGAGUUCGUCAACGUCAAUUWGUUUGCCACGUCGGCAUCUGGCUCGCCUCCAGCGCGCGCCGUCGUCUGGCUCGCCUCGAGCGCAAAAAGAGAAAGCUCGGGCGGAGGAGGGUGUGGCAGUGGGCGGCGGCAGCGGCAGAGAAGGCGAGAUGGACUCGGGCGGAGGGGUUGGCGCGCAGGGCUCCAGUCAGAAAGCAGCAGCAGAGGCCGCAGCAGCAGUAGCAGCAGCGGCCACAGAAGCGGCGUUCGUAGCGGCAGGAGAGAACGCCGCCAUCUGGCUCUUCUCCAGCAGCAAAGAGAGAGCUCGGAUGGGAAUGCCUUUGGGCAGCCUCCGGGCAGAUCUCGCUAAGAUCAACCACUUUGCCACGUCGGCAGGUGGCGGCGGCGGCAGCGGCACGGGAGGCGGGAUGAACUUGGGCGGAGGUGUUGGGCCGCAGGCCUCCGAUCGGCAAGCAGCGGAAGAGGGCGCAACAGCAGUAGAAGCAGCUUUCGUAGAAGCAGCCUUCAAGGCAGCAGGASAGGAAGCGGCCCUCUCGCUUUUUGGAGGUAGAAAAAAGAAGGGUCGGAGGGGAGGAGGGCUUUUCCGGGGCUUCCGUGCACGGUUCCCACCCUUUAAUUACUUCGCGACGCCGUCGUGGUCCUCGUCGCCAGGUGGCGGUGUGGCGGGGGGCGGGGGGAUGGACUUGGGCGGAGGKGUUGGUUCGCAGAGCGCCGAUCAGAAAGCAGCAGCGGAGGCCGCAACAGCAGUACAAGCAGCCUACGUCGAAGCAGCCUUCAAAGCAGCAGGAGAGAGAGCGGCCGUCUCGCUCUUCGACGACUAUGAGAGCGACGAAUCCGACGAUGACUAGUAAGUUCAGCCUUCUUACGGUGGAAGCACUUUGUGUAUACUAACAAGUAUCCCUUCACGAUGCCGCCAAGCU
Messenger RNA from Chara braunii, 945 nucleotides. The record is from the annotation of a GenBank genome assembly. NCBI's taxonomy places the organism in Eukaryota, Viridiplantae, Streptophyta, Charophyceae, Charales, Characeae.